Molecule: messenger RNA, 507 nt
Organism: Spinacia oleracea (spinach)
Lineage: Eukaryota; Viridiplantae; Streptophyta; Magnoliopsida; Caryophyllales; Amaranthaceae
Exons: 3
Coding region: 1-507 (168 amino acids)
Biological process (GO): DNA replication
Cellular component (GO): replication fork
Source: RefSeq, a predicted model, not a curated record
AUGAGCCCACACCAGCUUUUCCUGAAAGAAAACAGCCCCGUGAUAUUACUCCGUAAUAUAUUACUGUCUUCUGGGUUGUGCAAUGGUACAAGGUUAAUAUUCAAGCGCUUCUUUCCCAACCUUAUUGAAUGCGUUAUCACAACUGGCCACCAUAAAGGGGAGCAUGUUCUCAUACCACGCAUUAAAUUACGGCCCUCUACUUCUUCAAAGUAUCCCUUCCAGUUCCAAAGGAAACAAUUCCCUAUCAAGCUCUGUUUUGCUAUGACAAUAAACAAGUCUCAAGGGCAGACAUUAAGUCAAGUUGCAAUCUAUCUUCCUCGGCCAUGUUUCUCACAUGGGAAAUUAUAUGUGGCUUUAUCACGUGCCAAGAAAGCAUCCAAUGUAAUACUCAUUUCCACAGGUUACUGGAACAGCACAGGGCUCAAACAAGCAACAUGUGUUGUAGUUAAAGCUUCUCUUGCUAUUGGGACUUGUGGCAAGGAGGAGAAUGCUGACUUGCUCGGAUGA